AGUCUCUGAGGAGAUGGACACCUCUUCUUGUUCUGGACGAUCUCCGUCUCCUACUGGGACUGUCUUCUUACCCCCUCCUAUCAUGUGGAACAGUCUCUACAAGCAGGCAGAGAUGGAGGUUCAGUUCCUGAGGGAAGAGAAGAAGACCUGUACAGAGAAGGAAGCCCACAUGCUUGAGUUGAGGGGGAAGGAUCGAACGAUCCGAAAUCAGAAGAAGGAGAUGGACAGACUUCAAGUGUGCCUCUGGGAGGAGGAAAAGAAGAAGAGGAAUGGUGGAACGGAGAAGGACGAGAUGAUUGAACAAUUACAGUCUGAGACAGACCAUCUCAGAGCCCUUUUGAAAGAUGAAAGGAGGAGAAGAAGAGUAGAAAGGGGUAUUAUGAAAGAGUGGAAGGCUGAGAUCCUGAGACUGAGGGAGGCAGAGAGACAGAGAGAAGCAGAGAGAAGCAGCGAGACAGAGAGAAGCAGAGAGGCAGAGAGAGCCACAGAAUGGGAGAACCAGAGAAAAAUGCAGGAAGUCAACAGACUCAAACAACUGCUGGAGCUGCUGAUGGUGGACCUACAACUGGCCCACGUAAGACAUGUCAUUGUUAUUAUUAAAAGGCAGUGUAUAUUCACCCGGCUGAAAAUGAAUGGCGGCAGUAUGCUAACCCAAUGUUAACUUUUAUGCCUUUCCUAAACGUUAACCCUUACCUUAACCUCACUGAAACUAUACCUUUACCAUAACCCAACCCUAGGUCCUAAACCUAACCUUCAUUUAUCUCAACCCCUACGCCUUUCUUCUGCCGGUUGAAUAUCCACUUCCUUAUCAACGUCAUUACUGUUGUUGUUGUUGACAACUGUAUCUGUGCAGGUUGUAAAUAAUUGCAUUAGUGAAACAUCAUUUGUAGUAGUAAUUUCUACAAGCAUAAACAUCAGAGGCAACAUUAAAUUGCAACAGGAAUUUCUCAAACCCCUAACUGAAUGGGCAAGCUAGUUGUGUGUUUGUAUUUGUACACAUUUUGGACAUAAUUGAUUCCAUAAAAUGUCUCAUAAUUUUUUCAAACCAUGUCAAUACAUUAAUUGACAAUGAAUUGUCCAGAUGAAUUGAUCAAAAUGACCCUGCUAUUGAUGUUGUUCAGUGUUUGAUUCAAUUACCUAGGUCUAAGUUGUAUUUCUAUGUAUCAUUCUCUGCAAAUGCUUUGAAAGUAUGUUUUGGUCAUAGAUUAUCACUAAUUUCACCUUUUAAAUUUAAGCAAGAGAUAGAGAGAUUGAGGCUAUGGCAGAAAGUCAUGGAGAAUCAGCGACCAAGACUGGCCUGGAACAACAACCCUAUUGAGACAGAAAGAGAGAGGGAAAGAGAGAGGGAAAAAGAGAAAGAAAGGGAGAUGGAAAGGGAGAGAAAAGCAGAAUUGGAAAGACAAGAAAUGAAGAAGAAAGUAAAACAGGCAGAAGAAACGAUAAAAGUGUUAGAACGAGAGAUUGAGAGAUUGAAAGAGACUGAAAAGGAAAUCAUAUUUGAAAGAGAAAGAGACAUGCGUAUUGCAGAGAAUGAGAAAGUCAAACUGGUUAACGAAAAGGUGAAAGAGUUAGAGAGAGAGGUUGAGAGACUGAAAAAAGAUAUGACAACAAAAGAGAUUCAAUACAAAAUCAAAUUUGAAAGAGCGAAAGAAGCGUAUAGAAGACAGAAUGAGAGAGUGAAACAGGUUAACCAAAAUGUACUAGUGUUAGACAGAGAGGUUGCGAGAAUGAAAGAAGACAUUAGAUUGAAAGAUGAGACUGAACCAGAGAGAACAUUUGAUAGAGACAGAGAAAGAGAAAAUGAUUGGAGACGAAGUGAAGAGGAGAUGACAAAUAGAGUGGAGAGAGAGAUGGAAAUGGAAACAGCCCUCAUCAAUGACAAAAAGACAUCUGAAUUGGAGGAAGUCUUCAAGAAAAUCAAGGAACAGCUGAUAGAAUUAGAAAAUAUGGAAACAGACAAAUAUAAAUGGAAACAGAACCAAAUGGACAUGGAGGAGAAGAUGGAGGGUGAGAACAACAAACAGAAAGAGAUAGAAAGAAAGAGAAUGGAGAAAAUUCCAAAACAGAGACAACAAGAAGAUGAGAAGAAGAAGGAGAUGGAGAGAGAAGAAGAAGAGGAGAGACACAAACAGAAGCACAUAGAGAUGGAAGAGGAAGAAAGAGGGAGUGAAAAAGAGAAACAGAGAGAGAUCAAAAGGAAGAGAAUGGAGAAGAGACAGAAAAAUAUGGAAAGAGAAGAAGAGAGACAGAGAGAGAUUGAAAGAGAGAAUGAAGAAGAACGAUGUAAACAGAAGCAAAUUGACAUGGAGAAGGAGGAAAGAGAGAGGGAGAACAAUACACAGAGAGAGAUAGAAGAGAUACACAGAGGACAACAACGAGAGGAGAGACAAAAACAAACGGAGAAGGAGAAAGAAAGGGAGAAAGACAAUGAGAAUCAGAGAGAGAUGGAAUUAAAAGAUCGGCAACAGAAAGAGAUGGAGAAAGAAAAGAUGAUCAUGAGAGAGAGGGAGGAAGCAGGAAAAAGAAAGGAGGGGCAGAAAAAUAUUUUGGGGGAAAUUGAGGGACAGAAUGAACUGGAGAUAGAAGAGGAGAGAGAGAUGGAAGACAAGCAUGAAGUGAUUAAGGAAGCAGAGGAAGAGUACAGGGAAAGAGAAGAGAGAGCAAAGGAAGUAAGCAUGAAGAAACAUGUAGUAAUGAAUGUUAAAGCAAAAGCACGGGAAGUCUUCAAUAGACGUAAAGAGAGAAGGUUAGAAGUGUUGAAGGGGGAACGAGAACACAUAGAAAGAGGACAACAAAUCAGGAGGGAGAAGGAGGAAAGACAGCUGGAGAUGGAAAGAAAACAGGAGAGGGCAAGACAACAAGAGGAGCAGGAUAAAAAACAAGAGAUUGAAAUUGCUAGACAGAAAGAAAUGUUCAGACUAAGAGAGGAGGAGAGGCAGAGAGAGGAAGAGAGAGAGGAGGAGAGAAAGAGAGCCGUUAAAGGCCAUUUAGCUUUAAUCAGAGAGAGAGAGAUAAUAGAGGCAAACAGAAGAGAGGAGAUGGUGGAAGAGGAAAGAAGGGAAUUCCUUGAAAAGCACAAGAGGGGUGACUUAGAGGAGGAGGAGGAAAAGGAAGAAGACAAGGAGGACAUUCUCCCACCUGAUAAAAGUAUCCGAAGGAGAGCUGUGGGCUGGAUAAAUAAGAAGUGGGAGAAGAGGAACCUCAAGAAGAUCGAGAGAACCUAUCAGAGAGAAGCUGAGGAGGGCUAUAAGAUCGUCCACAUAGCCAUCCCUGGACACACAAGGCUAACAGCCACCAUGACACGGGCAGAGAGAGAGAGGGAGAAGAGGAAGGAGCUGCUGAAGGCUGAGAAGAGAAGGAAGAAGAUGGAGGAUUUUAAUAAGCAGUGGAGAGAGCAGUCCCUGCUUAAAAAACAAACUCAUCAGAAACUGAUGGAGGAGAGGGGGAAGAUGAAGGGACAUUACCUGGAGCAGAUGAAUCUGGAGGCUGAUGCUCAAAUCAACACCCGGUGUCUAACCACCCAACACAGCCACGAUUAUCUGGAGACAACACAGCCCACUGGAUCUGGAGAUGGCCACCAGGAAAGGCCAAGGAGGCAACAGGCAUGGGCAGAGAACCAGCAGGAGUGGCCAGAGAACCAACAGGGGGGGCCAGACAGCCAGCAGCUAGAAGCUCCAGAAGAGGCUGAAACAUCAGAGCCAACCUCCAAGAACAAGAAAAGGCCAGGCAUCUGGAAGAGAAUUAAGAUGGGCAUUCCUGACGUGCUGUCUGCCUAGAGCUGGAACUCGAAGAAGCCACAGUUCCACUGAGGUUACAUUGGUCAUUAAAAGUGUUGCCCAAUAAUUCCUCCUCCUCUUUAAGUCAUCAAGCCACAUUUCCUCCACAAAACAUGAUCGUCUCCUCAAGCCAGCAAGUAUCCUCUUUAUCAGGCAACAAACCAUCGAAGGUCAGUGACUCUCCUCCCCAGAGCAGAGGUUCUCAUCUUUAUCCUAAUUAAAUUCAUCUCUGCUCACCACCUCUACUGUCCUAGAAAAUAUCCCAAAAAUGGAAAUGGUUUAAACAGAAGUCCUCCCCUCAGACCAGUGGCUCCACAAGCCAGAGUUUCUUAUCUUUAUUCAAGUUGAAGGCAACUCUGAUCAUUUCCACCACCUCACCUGUUAAGGGGAGGUGCUGAAAAGGAGGUCUGGGAGGAGGUCUGCAGGUAGCCUGGACCGGACCGGUAGCAGCUAAGUUACUGGCUCCAUCCCCGGACAGAGCUACUCAAGUCAGGCCAGUGAUGUUUGACGAUGUCAUUUUUGUUAUUAAAGUUUUACGUUUUAAUAAAAGCAUUACAUUUA
This is a messenger RNA of Salvelinus fontinalis (brook trout), 4337 nucleotides long. RefSeq names its product trichohyalin-like. The record is from RefSeq and is a predicted model, not a curated record. NCBI's taxonomy places the organism in Eukaryota, Metazoa, Chordata, Actinopteri, Salmoniformes, Salmonidae. The transcript is spliced from 4 exons. Bases 1272 to 3776 code for a protein of 834 amino acids.